GCACUGAUAGGCAGCACUGAUGGGCACUGAUGAGGUGGCACUGAUAGGUAGCCCUGAUGGGCACUGAUGAGGCAGCACUGGACCAGGGGCGGACUGACAACUCCUGGGGCCCCCGGGCAAUAGAGGAUCAUGGGGCCCCUGUGUCCUUGCCCAAUCUCAAAAAAGCCUAUGAAAAAGGUACCAGGGGCAUCUCAUGGGGCCCCCUACUGACCCCGGGCCCUCGGGCAGUGCCCGAGUUUUUCCAAAUGGUCAGUCCGCCU
This is a messenger RNA of Staurois parvus, 260 nucleotides long. The record is from the annotation of a GenBank genome assembly. Lineage: Eukaryota; Metazoa; Chordata; Amphibia; Anura; Ranidae.